Anopheles maculipalpis is the source of this 1014-nucleotide messenger RNA. It is a transcript of the gene AlkB, whose product is annotated as nucleic acid dioxygenase ALKBH1. Gene Ontology annotation, cellular component: nucleus; cytoplasm. The record is from RefSeq and is a predicted model, not a curated record. Gene Ontology annotation, biological process: oxidative RNA demethylation. Bases 34 to 1014 code for a protein of 326 amino acids. Lineage: Eukaryota; Metazoa; Arthropoda; Insecta; Diptera; Culicidae. Gene Ontology annotation, molecular function: broad specificity oxidative DNA demethylase activity; oxidative RNA demethylase activity; ferrous iron binding. The transcript is spliced from 3 exons.
UAUAGUAUAACAGACAAAUCUGCAGAUUUUACAAUGUUUCAAACAUCAUUCAAAUACUACAAAUCUAGAAAUCCACCACCUACGUUCGAGAAUUUGCUACUAAUCGGCACUGAUCACCCUAAUCUACAGCCUGUGCAGCUGAGCCAUAACAAUGAAAGCAUAUUUUCUGGUCUACACCCACCGAACGAGUGGAAAAUAUAUGAACUGUCCACCAGACCGGGAUUGCUCCUGUUGGCCAAUCCGUUCACCUGCGAGGGCCAGCGGUACUGGAUGACGCAAAGCUUGGUAAACUAUCCGACGCAUCCAAAUACUACUAACCAAAGCAAUGUGAGCCAAUCGACCCAUAAUGCAGAUCGCUCCUGGUGGGAAAUGGUACAAAGUGUUCCGGAUAUAACUGAACGUAAGAAAUUCGCCAAAAAACUAAGAUGGGCCACAUUGGGCUAUCAGUACGAUUGGACCAAUAAGAUAUACGAUGAGUCACGAAAGGAAUGCUUCCCUUCUAAUCUACGCGCGCUAGUACAAUAUGUUGCUACCGUACUUGGCUACGAUCGUUUUUCUCCUGAAGCUGCCAUCGUUAAUUAUUAUCCUAUCGGCUCAACGCUUGCUGGUCACACGGAUCAUUCUGAAGAUGAUUGUUCAGCGCCAUUGUUUUCGUUCAGCUUUGGGCAGCCUGCUGUGUUUCUGAUUGGUGGCCUUAGUCGUGAUGAACAACCGGAUGCUAUCUUGUUACGCAGCGGUGACAUUAUCGUUAUGACUGGUGCAAGUCGACUGUGUUAUCAUGCGGUACCUCGAGUUUGUACCGAUUUGGAGCUGCCCGAGUAUAUGGGCAAUAGUGCCAAACGCUGGGAGUCGCAUGAUUUCCCACAAGAACAGCGUAAAGAUGAGAUGUGGAGUGACGCAAUCCAGCAAUACAUUCAGUACAGCCGUAUUAACAUAAACGUAAGACAAGUUUUAAGGGCGAAUCAACAAACAUUACAACCGAUUGGCGAACGUUUUAUGCAUGAGAAAUUAUAA